UAUUGGUUAAUCUAUUAUCUUAUCGGUCUAGAAUAUAACCUUGCAUGAUCUAGAAAAUGACCUAAAAUUUAACAAUUCGCUAGUGUAUAAAGAUGGGAAAAUUAACAGGAAAAGUGGCUAUUGUUACAGCUUCAUCUGAUGGUAUCGGACUUGCAAUUGCACAGCGUCUUGCUGAAGAUGGAGCCAAAGUGAUGAUAAGUAGCCGAAAGAAGCAAAAUGUUGACAAAGCUGUGAAAGAAUUGAGAGAAAAGGGAUUAUCUGUGUCUGGAAUUGUUUGUCAUGUGGCCAAAAAGGAACACAGACAGAAAAUGAUUGAACAAACCGUGAACGAGUUUGGAGGGAUCGAUCUUCUGGUAUCAAAUGCUGCUGUCAACCCAAUAUUUGGCCCAAUACUGGAUUCGAAUGAAGACGCAUGGGACAAGAUAUUUGAAGUAAAUGUCAAAUCAACAUUUUUCCUAAUCAAAGAAGUAGUGCCUUACAUAGAAAAACGUGGGGGUGGAUCAGUUGUCAUUGUUUCAUCGAAUGCUGGCUACACGCCUUCAGAGGUUAUGGGUGCGUACUCUAUAAGUAAAACCGCUCUAAUUGGAAUGACAAAGGUUCUUGUGCCACAACUCGCCAGUAUGAACAUUCGGGUAAAUUGUAUUGCACCGGGAGUUAUUAAAACGAGGUUCAGUGAAACUCUAUGGAAAAAUGAGUUUUCAAAAGAGUUUAUGGGACGGAUUCCCCUUAAAAGGUUUGGGGAGGUUCAGGAAUGUGCAGGGAUCGUUUCUUUCUACCUAUCCAAUGACGCCGCAUACAUCACUGGCGAGACUACAGUUAUUUCAGGGGGCAUGUCAGGGAGAUUGUGAUCAAAUUACAAAU
Messenger RNA from Ruditapes philippinarum (Manila clam), 861 nucleotides. Its product is annotated as dehydrogenase/reductase SDR family member 4-like. NCBI's taxonomy places the organism in Eukaryota, Metazoa, Mollusca, Bivalvia, Venerida, Veneridae. The coding region runs from base 93 to 848 and encodes 251 amino acids. Gene Ontology annotation, molecular function: carbonyl reductase (NADPH) activity. The record is from RefSeq and is a predicted model, not a curated record. The transcript has 8 exons.